Molecule: messenger RNA, 4018 nt
Organism: Oryzias latipes (Japanese medaka)
Lineage: Eukaryota; Metazoa; Chordata; Actinopteri; Beloniformes; Adrianichthyidae
Gene: nt5dc1
Product: 5'-nucleotidase domain containing 1
Molecular function (GO): 5'-nucleotidase activity
Source: RefSeq, a predicted model, not a curated record
ACCCAAACCCUUUAGCGCUGCGCACUCACUCUAAGGUUUACGGUUAGGGUUUGUCCCAGCUCUCUGGCGCCAUCUGCUGGCAGAACAGAGUUGCGCUUAUGCAUUUGUUUCUGAACGCUAAACUUCACUUCCUGGCGUUUCCCGUCCGGUUAUUCCGGAUUCAGAUUUGGUUGAAACGGGCACGUGCACUCACUGUGUGCGUGUGCCUGGCGGUGCCGCAGCAGAGUCCGGUUCGAGCGCUGAUCCCGGUGCCGUCCUUGUUGCUGUCAGUCAGUGUCAUUUCCGCGCGACGCGUGUUGUUCUGCCCCCGCGCACGGAGCGCCUCGUCCCCCCGCACUCCGCCACAAUGAGCGAAUACUUCAGCCUGUCGGACUGCGACGUGAUCGGCUUCGACCUGGACCACACGCUGUGCCGGUACCACCUGAAGGAGACCUCUCGGCUCAUCUACGAGAGCUUUGCCAGGUAUCUGGUGGAGUACAAAGAUUAUGACAAAGACCUGCUAAAUCUGACUCCGGCCACCUGGGACUUCUGCUGUAAAGGGCUGGUCGUGGACCUUGAGGAUGGAAACCUUGUGAAGUUGGCUGAGGAUGGAACUGUUUUAAGAGCGACACAUGGAACCAAGGAUCUCAGCACUGAAGAAAUCAUCAAACAUUAUGGUCCAAAAAAGGAGUGGAGGCAUUUUCACAGCCUGAGUACCUCCUUCACUAGAUCUGCAAAAUACUACUUCUAUGACAAUUAUUUUGACCUUCCCGGGGUACUGCUGUGUGGGAAAGUUGUGGACAUGCUACAUAAGCGGGGGAUUGAGGUGAAUUCCGACUUUUGGAAAGACAUGGUGGCUGCCAUCGAUCACAAUUACAACACAUCUGCAUUCAAAGAAGAUGCAGGUACCUACUUCCCCAGUGUGAAGCGGGACCCGAGCCAGUACCUGCAGCCAUGCUCUGAUUCGGUAAAGUUGUGGCUCCGCAGCAUGAAGAGUGCCGGGAAGGUUCUGUUGCUCAUCACCAGCUCCCACAGCGACUACUGCAGGCUCGUCUGUGAACACAUCAUAGGGAAGGAUUUUGAAGAACUGUUUGACAUCAUCAUCACAAAUGCCCUGAAGCCAGGAUUCUUCUCUUUAGUCCCACACCAGAGGCCCUUCAGGACCCUUGUGAACGACGUGGAGGACAGUGAGGGGCUGCCAUCGCUGGACAAACCCGGCUGGUACUCUCAGGGCAACUGGCCACACCUCCACAAGCUGCUCAAGACCAUGACCGGGAAACCAGAGCCCAAGGUGGCGUACUUUGGGGACAGCAUAAGGUCAGACAUGUUUCCUGCAAGGACCUUUGCCGAUUGGGAGACGGUGAUGAUCGUGGAAGAAAUGGAGGGGGAGGGGGUCCCAAAAAGUGAAGCCACAAUGGCCAACGAGGCUCAAGCGGAGCCACUGGAGAAAAGGGGAAAGUUUGAGGAGCAAGGCAUGAAGUCACCCUCAGCCGUGUCCAACCAGUGGGGGUCUUACUUUGUUGACACGCAGAAAAGUGAUGGAGAAGAUGAAGAUGCCCAGAAGCUAACCUGGUGCUGCCACUGCAUUCACAAAUACAGCACCAUGGCCAUUCCCAGUGUGGAGCACAUAGCAGAUCUUCCUCUGGAUUACAAAUUCCCCAGGUUUUCCCCGGACAAGCCCUACACCACCGGCUACUACCCCAGACCUCCAGAUUCUGUGCUGAAGAGGUGCAAGAAUGUGUCCUAAGAAAAGGCAAAAAAUGAAGAAAGUCCUCCCAACCCUUUCUGCUUCAGGAGAGGAAGGUGCCUCCAUAUUUUUGCCUGUAGUUUUUUCUUUUCCAGGUGACCCCAGCCAUCAUCUGUGGAGCACAGGAAGCAUGCGUUCAGAGAAACCAUGUGAAUGUAAGCCACAUAAAUGUAAUGGAAGUGUCCCAUACUGCAGUGUGCCGUACUGGUGUGUGUGCUGCAUUCAGUAGUGGUAUACUCUUCACUUGGACUUUGUGUAUGUGGUCAUCUGUCAUUUUGAAUCCUUCAAACUCUGAAAUGAAGCGAUUUACCUAAAGUGAUUACCUCAAGGGCGGAAACAAGUAAAGCCAGUCAAGCCGUUCCUCAGUGUAUUUCUCUACAACACUCUUACUGUGAAGAUUUGUCAUUUCUCUUUGGUUCCCUCGUACUUUCUUAUAACUCUCUGCUGGUAAGCCCUCGUCACGUUUGUGGAUCUUCGCUGUUGCUAAAAAUUUAGCACAAUAUUGUCUUUUGUGUUGGGUGUUCCAGAAAACUUUGGGAAAUUUGUAUUAAUAACAAGAAGAAGAAUGAAGACUAUGCUAGCUGUUCUCUGUGUUACUUCUGAUGCAGCUGUGUCACGUGUUCUGUGAGGGAUUCUUUAAACCCCUGUGCUUCAUCCAUGCUGUAACCGGCUUGUGAAUGGUCCCUUGGUCGCUUGGCGUUGAGCAGUCGUGCCAUCACUUGUGGAGAAAUCUCCAUUUAUGGAGGUUGUCUUUUUGCUGUCAACACAGGUUCAAGUCAGGUUCCAUCUCAGUACGUAGUAGGAGAAUUUCAUCAGACUCAGUGCCACAAAACUGACUGAAAUGUUACAGCAACUGAGACAAACAGCUCCUAAAGAGACUGAUAAAGGUAUCUGAAAAUGGCUUAGGAGACAUCACAAACAUAGAAGGAUUGUAGAGUGUCCUGUUUUGGGAAGAAAUGUGUUUGGAAAAGAAAUUCCCAUAGAUGGAUUGCUGAAGUCCUUUUUGGACUAAAGAAGAUUAGAACUUACAGCUUUGUUUUUGCAUAAAAAAUCAUAACGAAAGUUGCUCAUUUAGAACUGAAUUGGAGAGUAACAAGAGAAAUCUACUGGUCUGAAAAACGGAAAAUAGGGGCUUUAGUAGGAAAGGUAGCAUAAAAAAAACACUUGGAUCCUUUAGUGAAAAUGGAAGCGUGGGAUUUUUUCCCCCAUUAUAAAGUUUACGAUAGCAGUAUUGUGAUCUGCGACUACUUUGGUUGGUCAGGUACAGUAAAUGUUGCUAAUUUUGUGAAUUUGUUUGCACCAGCUGAUAAUUAUUUGACAUUCGUGGGAAGAUGCAAGAGCAGGAUUAGUUAGCAUUUUCAGCAAAAAAGCAUUGGCAGGCAUCAUCUGACAGACAACAGCUGUUAGCGUUUGAAUUUUUGGUUCCAGAAACUGAUCUUCUGGGUGGUUGCUGUCCUGCAGUGAUGGUCAAUCUGCUCCAUUUCAAUAGCCGGUGUGAUACACAGUACAGAGUGCAACAUAACUGUCCGAUUUUGUCUUUGUUCUCAGCUGCUUCCACAUCACAUCUGUCCCUUUACAAACCUCAAAGAAGUGAUUCAACAUUCUUCUUUCAGUGAAUCGUAGAUUGAAAUAUUCCUACAGAAUGACCAGCAUCUCUCAUGUACCUUGACAGGAAGCAGUGCAGGUGGGAUCGGACAUACAAAGUCAACAGUGGUUUGUGCUGUGUGUGGUUUGUGUAUGCAUACAGUUGUGAUGAUUGUACUCUUCUUUUGUCAUCUGACCUGUAACUUUUGCACAUUUGCCUUAUGUUGGAAUCAUCUGUGGUCUUUAAGAUCUCAAAAACAGGGAAGCUUUGGUUCUGUGUUCAGUGAUGAGGAACUGUCAAAGAAAUAAAAAGUUUUAUGAUUUUUCUUACAUAACAUUUUUCUGGUCUUAAGUUUUGUUUAAACCUUGAACUUCAAGUGCUUCACAUUUGGAAACCCUCAGCACAGGCAUGUGUUCUUCAUGUAGAGCUAAUGAAUGCUGCAAAACAAACAAACAAUGGCUUCUGUCAUCUUCUCAGUUCUGUGCAGAUUCUUUAAUCAUCAAACUAUAGAGUGCUGAAGUCAACCAUCGCUUUACGACAAACGAGCAUUAUUGUAGGCUGUAUUUGUUCAGAGAAGUUAAGAUUUCUGAGGUUUCCUGUUUGAAAUGUUGAAAAUUUCUCCAUCAGCCAGACAAACGAUGUCAGCAGCUAGAAAAUCUCAGACCUCUACAUUAGUUUUGAUCUAAAUAAACCGGACAAUAAAACGA